AUGUAUAAGGAUUGUCAGACAGAAAAUGAGAAGGUAGUAGAACCUGAAUAUGUUGAAUUAGACACAAGGCCCGUGAAAAUGUUUUCAGUAGAUCAAAGUGCACUUGAAAGAGAGGUUCAAGAUGAGCCUAUUAUCAGUGAAGAGAUAGUUCAAGAGGAACGCAGUGAUUCGGAGCAAACUAACGACCCUGGAGUACCUGUAUUGAGGAGGUCUACACAUUCAGGAGAACCGAAGACUUAUGAUGAGGCAAAGAUAGAUACGUCUCACUUGCAAUGGGAGUGUGCUAUGAAAGAUGAGAUGAGCUUGUUACUUCAUAACAAAACUUGGGAGUUGGCCAAGUUGCCCGCAGAUGAAGAACUGUACAUGAAACAACCUAAGGGUUUUGAAGUCAAAGGUAAGGAGCACAUGAAGGAUGAUAAGAGUGUUUACUUCAAAGAUAUCUGGCCAUCGACAGAGGAAAUUGCACAGGUUGUCCAAUCAAGUGUUUUGCCGGAAAUGUUUAAAAGCACUUAUGAAGCUAUCACAAAGGGCAAUCCCAUGUGGAACCAGCUCUCUCCCGCUACGACCAUGUAGAAAUGGGACCCCAACUCUACCUACGUUCUUGAGCCUCCAUACUUUAAGAACAUGACCAUGUAUCCUCCUGGAGCCCAUGGAGUGAAAGAUGCAUAUUGCUUGCUGAACUUUGGCGACAAGAUACGAUCGACCAUAUUUCCCCAGGGAAGCAUCCACAAGGACAGUCCUGCAGCUAAAUAUCUACUUGAGCGUGGGGUGGAUCGCAAAGACUUCAACUCAUACGGAAGUCGACGUGGGAACGACGAAGUGAUGGAGGGAACUUUUGCCAAUAUUCGUAUCGUUAAUAAGCUUUUAAAUGGCGAAGUGGCUCCCAAGAGAGUUCAUAUCCCUACAGGAGAGAAGCUUUAUGUGUUCGACGCAGCAAUGAAAUACAAAUCUGCCGGACACGAUACCAUUGUUCUGGCUGGAGCAGAGUAUGGUAGCGGGAGCUCCCGAGAUUGGGCUGCCAAAGGGCCCAUGCUACUGGGAGUCAAAGCAGUGAUUGCAAAAAGUUUCGAGAGAAUUCACCGGAGUAAUUUGGUGGGUAUGGGUAUCAUUCCACUCUGCUUCAAGGCUGGUGAGGACGCGGACACAUUAGGAUUGACUGGUCACGAGCGUUACAGUAUUGACCUCCCGAGCAAUAUUAGUGAGAUUAGACCUGGCCAAGACGUGACUGUCACAACCGACACAGGCAAAUCUUUCAUUUGCACUGCCCGCUUCGAGACUGAGGUGGAGCUGGCGUAUUUCAACCAUGGAGGAAUUCUUCCGUACGUCAUUAGGAAUCUUUUUAACCAAUAAGUCAGAAUUGUCGGCAGGCGGCUUGCUCCAGCAUGGGAGCUGUUUCACUUUGUAAAAUUUGAGAAGAAAAUAAUGUCUCGAAUACAAAGAAAAAUCCCUGUCACGGGACAAUUUUUUGAGAACUUCCGCUUAUGCAGGCUUUAUUUGAUAUGCGUUUGGAGUAAGAAUUGCGUUUCCCUUUUCUACUUGGGUUAAUGGUUUGCCCAUGUUCUUAAA
Molecule: messenger RNA, 1566 nt
Organism: Eucalyptus grandis
Lineage: Eukaryota; Viridiplantae; Streptophyta; Magnoliopsida; Myrtales; Myrtaceae
Product: putative aconitate hydratase, cytoplasmic
Biological process (GO): tricarboxylic acid cycle; citrate metabolic process
Cellular component (GO): cytosol; mitochondrion
Molecular function (GO): 4 iron, 4 sulfur cluster binding; aconitate hydratase activity
Source: RefSeq, a predicted model, not a curated record